Molecule: messenger RNA, 1093 nt
Organism: Ipomoea nil (Japanese morning glory)
Lineage: Eukaryota; Viridiplantae; Streptophyta; Magnoliopsida; Solanales; Convolvulaceae
Product: vacuolar protein sorting-associated protein 24 homolog 1-like
Exons: 6
Coding region: 218-886 (222 amino acids)
Biological process (GO): endosome transport via multivesicular body sorting pathway; protein transport; late endosome to vacuole transport
Cellular component (GO): ESCRT III complex; multivesicular body
Source: RefSeq, a predicted model, not a curated record
AAAACUUUAACACCGAUUUGGAAGUCGACCUGUUGGACAGCAACUAAACCGAAACUUCCCAUCUCGCUGCGGUUCCGAUCUAUCGUCUUCUUCGUCGUCGGGUAAAUUAGGUGCCGUCAAAUAGUAAAAUCACUCAAAAGAAAAAACCACGCAAUCUCGAUCGCUCUCUCUCGUCUUUUGAGUGGUUUUAGAGUUUUAUCACUUGAAAUUAAGGGAGAUGGAAAAAGUGAUGAAUAUAUUGAAGCCGAAGGCAAACCCUCAACAGCUUUUGAGGGAUUGGCAGCGCCGCCUUCGCCAAGAGUGUCGCAACAUCGAACGCCAAAUCCGAGAUAUACAGAGAGAAGAAAAGAAUGUACAGAAAGCAAUUAAAGAAGCUGCCAAGAGAAACGAUAUGGGUUCUGCUAAGGCACUUGCUAAAGAGCUUGUAAGAUCUAGAAAAACUGUCAACAGGCUGUAUGAAAAUAAGGCACAGUUGAAUUCAAUAUCCAUGCACCUCGGAGAAAGUGUUGCCAUUGCUCGCACAGUAGGACAUUUGUCCAAGAGUGCUGAAGUCAUGAAGCUUGUCAAUAAUCUUAUGAAGGCCCCAGAAGUGGCUCGAACAAUGCAAGAGUUCAGUAAAGAAAUGACCAAGGCUGGUGUUAUUGAAGAGAUGAUGAAUGAUGCCGUGGACAAUGCAUUGGAUUCAGAAGACAUAGAAGAGGAAACUGAAGAAGAAAUUGAUAAGGUUUUGACAGCAAUUGCCGGUGAGACUGCUGCAGAGCUGCCUGAAGCAGUCAGAAAGCAAAAACUAAAGCAACCGGCACAAGAAGUAGAAGACACCGAGGGCGCCGACGAUGAGGAAGAGCUGGAGGAACUAAGAGCCCGUCUUGCUAAAGUCCGCUCUUAAGCAAACUAAAUUACUUCUCCCAUUCCCUCGGCUACACAAUGUAAACACAUUCUUAACAUAAGUAACAUUAUAACAGACACCUUGCCUGGUAUCCAUGUAGUAAUAUGUUUUUCAGUGUGUUCUGUAGUUCUUGUAUCAUAGGAUAAUGUCCCAUUUGAACUAAAUUAAUGAAAGUGAUGUUUGUAAUAUACUGAAUAUUGGGUCAAA